Adineta ricciae is the source of this 486-nucleotide messenger RNA. The record is from the annotation of a GenBank genome assembly. NCBI's taxonomy places the organism in Eukaryota, Metazoa, Rotifera, Eurotatoria, Adinetida, Adinetidae.
AUGUUGGCAGUUGCAUCACUAAAACGUUCGCUGGAAUUCGAUCCAGUUGAACAAGGUGUUAAACGUAAACGAGCUGAGCUGAAAUUACCAACAACAACAACGUCAUUCACAUUAAACAACACUCCUUCAUCACCAUCGAAACAAUCAUCGAUAUUUACAUCCUCGCCUAUAAACAAACAAGCAAUCAAAUCAUCAUCGUUAAGUUCCAUCUCAUCGUCACCAUCAUCAACAGCCGAUGACAAACCGAUGUUUACAUACAUCCAAACUGCUCAAAUGUGUGCUCGACUUUUACGUGAACAAGAUAAAUCCAUACGUGAACAGUAUGAACAACUAUUAGCCACGAAACGUAAUGAACAAUACGAACAAUUCGUGAUAUAUUCCCAUGAUAACAUUCAUCGAAAUUCUUCCAAAGAGAAGUUAGUUCACUUCAGCCAACCACAAGAAUCCGAUCAGACAUCCAUUGAAGAUUUGUCUUAUAUAUCAUGA